UCGUUCGGCCACGAUUUAUACGUUUACUCCAUGAGAAAUCCAUGAUAAGAAAUCUGGCUGUUAUCGCAGGGUCCUCUGUACGAUGCCCGACUAUUACCUACACACAACACUUCUUACUGCUUAGUUCUUACGAUAAUUGCUUUAAGUGUUUGUCUUUGACCUAGGAUACAGAUUUACAGUGAGUUGACUGUGCUGCUAGUUUGUUUUAUAACAGUUAAUAUUAUAACGUAAGAGAGCCGCCUUACACUUUAGCUACUUGAUUAAAAUUUACGUUUUUAAAUACUAUAAUAUUCCAAUCGAUUCCAUCAGAAUACUUACAACUUUCAAUUACCAAAUUGUUCACUCACAGAAAAUGGCCCAAACUGAAGCUGUAAAACAGGCAAAAGAAUUACAUGAAACAUUGCAGGCUGACACAGAGAAUCGUUUAGUUCAAAAAUUUCCUGAACGAAUUAUACAUUUAAACGAGUUACUCAAAAUGCCUGAGUUCAAAAUUGCUUCAAAUGACAUGAACUGUGAAUUUAUUAAAAAUUCAGAUACAAUUUCGGGACAAACACUCAUACCGUCUAAUAAGAAAAUUGUUGAAGUUAUUGAAAUUGUUAAACCCAAUCUCGCACAAUUAGCCGAAGAUGCCAAAGCUUUGAUAAUGUGGGUAUCCUUAUUAAUACCGAAAAUUGAAGAUGGAAAUAAUUUUGGAGUAUCUGUGCAAGAAGAAACUAUUUCUGCUAUAAACGAGGUUGAAAUAAAAACUACCAAAUCUCUUUUGGAAAUAACGCUCUACUAUUCAGCUCGUGCAUCACUUAUUUCCAAGGUUUGCAAAUACCCAUUCAUUGAAGACUAUCAGUAUGCUGUUGCAGAAUUGGAUGAAAAACAAUACUUCAUUAUGUCUCUUGCCAUGCACGAAGCCCGUAAUUCUUAUUCUACAAUGCAUGAACUAGUCAUCAAAAACUUUGACAAAAUAAAGAAGCCGCGGUCAUCAAACAAUGACAGUCUUUAUUAAGUACAGUAAGAUCAUACACAAAAAAUAACAACGAAGACUACAGAUAUAUCUAAUAUCUAGCCUUCAUUCUCAAAACUUUAAAAUUUAAAUUUAUACCCUUAUCAUUCCCUCAAUAUAUUCAUUUUUAUGUCGAAAAUAUAAGCAACAUUUUAACAAUAAGAAUAGAUAUUAUACAAAAUGUUUUCUUCAGUUCAACAUUUAAGAUGUGCAUGGUAAUAAAUAAUAAUAUUAUGUC
This is a messenger RNA of Aphis gossypii (cotton aphid), 1232 nucleotides long. Its product is annotated as proteasome activator complex subunit 3-like. Gene Ontology annotation, biological process: regulation of G1/S transition of mitotic cell cycle; positive regulation of endopeptidase activity; regulation of proteasomal protein catabolic process. The record is from RefSeq and is a predicted model, not a curated record. Bases 353 to 997 code for a protein of 214 amino acids. NCBI's taxonomy places the organism in Eukaryota, Metazoa, Arthropoda, Insecta, Hemiptera, Aphididae. The transcript is spliced from 6 exons. Gene Ontology annotation, molecular function: endopeptidase activator activity. Gene Ontology annotation, cellular component: proteasome activator complex; nucleoplasm; cytoplasm.